GAGAGUUAGAGAGCUGAUCAUCCUAGUAGACUAGUUUGGAUCAACGAAACGAACCCUAACAGCUGAAGGGAAGGAAGAACCGAAAACAUGGAAGAAGCGUCGGAGAUGGAAGUGGAGGUGCAAAAUCGUCAAUCUUGUGGUUCGGGUCAAAAUGUGAAGAGAUUUGGCCUGAAGAACUCUAUUCCGACCAACUUCGGCUCUGACUACGUCUUCCAGAUAGUCCCAAAAGUCGAUUGGACAGCAAUCGCGGUGUCGUUAUCGACCAACACCGUGAAGCUCUACUCGCCGGUGACAGGUCAGUACUACGGCGAAUGUAAAGGCCACUCCGGCACCGUCAACCAAAUUGCGUUUUCCUCGGACUCGGCGGCGUCUCCUCACGUUCUGCACUCUUGCUCCUCCGAUGGGACCAUCAGAUCCUGGGACACGCGCAGUUUCCAGCAGGUUUCGUGUAUUGAUGCUGAGAAUGGUCAAAAGGUUUUCAGCUUCUCCUAUGGAGGUGCUGGAGACAAUCUUUUGGCUGGUGGAUGCAAAAAACAGGUUCUUCUGUGGGAUUGGAGAAACUCAAAGCAGGUUGCUUGUUUAGAGGAGUCCCACAUGGACGACGUCACUCAGAUAGGUUUCCUUGGGGAUUGCUAUCAAAAACUGUGGUGUCUCACCCAUAUAGAAACUCUAAGUAUAUGGAAUUGGCAAGAUGGAAGCUGUGAAGUCAACCUAGAGAAAGCUCGGGAACUUGCAUCUGAUAGUUGGAGUCAAGAUAAUGUUGAUUAUUUUGUUGAUUGCCACUGUCCAGGAGGUGAAGACUUAUGGGUGAUCGGUGGGACCUGCGCAGGUACCAUCGGUUAUUUUCCGGUCAAGUAUAAACGGCCAGGAUCAAUCGGUCCCGCAGAAGCUAUACUUGGUGGAGGACACAUAGAUGUAGUGAGGAGCGUUGUGCAGAUGCCCAGCGAGUAUGGAGGAGGAGCAGGGUUAUUCGGAUGGACUGGCGGUGAAGAUGGGCGCUUGUGUUGCUGGCUGUCCGAUGCCGACAUCAACCGGUCUUCUUGGACUUCAAGCGAGUUGGUCGUUAAGCCGCCCAGGAACCGCAUGAAAAACAGACACUCUCCUUACUAUUGCUUGCUUGAGAACCAUCCUCUUGUUAUUCUCUGUCUCCGGCGUAACGAACGGCGUCGUUGUACUUCUCCGACCAGUAAAACGCCGUCGGGAUCACUAGCUGCGCAACUUCCGGGAACAAGGGCACCCGAUUCAGCAACCGCCACAGGGCCGCUGCGUAAUACUCCGCCGCUGGCUCGUACUUGUCGCAGACGCUCCUGGCGAUGCUCUUCGUCGUAUCGAGGACGCCGGCGCGUUGCACCUCCGUCACCACCGAGAAGCUUGAAAGGAACGUCAUGGAAUCUGUCGUAUAACGGCGAGAGUACCGUUUCAACGGUAGCUUCUAUGUUCUCGACACCGAGUUUGAGAGGACCUGAGUUGUCCUUAGCGAACUCG
Messenger RNA from Thlaspi arvense, 1485 nucleotides. NCBI's taxonomy places the organism in Eukaryota, Viridiplantae, Streptophyta, Magnoliopsida, Brassicales, Brassicaceae. The record is from the annotation of a GenBank genome assembly.